UUCAGCCCGGCACGCAGCGCCACACUCACCGCGCUCCGCGCCGGCCGCUGCCGCUGGGCCCGGGCCAACCCGGACGUGAGGGCAAGGCCGAGCCGGCCCCUUCCCGCCCACCGCAGCGGCACUUCCUGCGCGCCGCGCACUGCUCCCGCCCUCAGCGCGCCCCUCCCCGACGUGCGCAGCGGCGUCAUCUGUGCGCGCCGGAGGCGGUGGCGGUCUGGUCGGCGAACGGCAGCUUCCAAAUCCAUCAUGGAUUAUCUCUCUAAACCUGGGCUCCUCAGUGUCAUCGCGGGAGUUGCAUGUGGGGUGUGCCUGGGCUGGGGCCUCCGCGGGAGACUUCUCAGGCAGCCCAAAGUCAGAAUGUCUGCACCUGCCAACAGCCUGGGGAGUGAAGCUGACAUCAUGGGAGAGUCUGGGGAGUUCAAGAUGGUGCUGAUUGUCCGCAACGACUUGAAGAUGGGCAAGGGUAAAGUAGCAGCACAGUGUUCCCAUGCUGCUGUUUCUGCCUACAAGCAAGUUCAGAGAAGAAAUCCUGAGCUCCUGAAACAGUGGGAGUACUGUGGACAACCUAAAGUAGUCCUCAAAGCUCCUGAUGAAGAGACUUUGAUUCAGCUCCUGGCAGAUGCUAAACACCUUGGACUGACUGUGAGCUUGAUCCAAGAUGCAGGUCGUACUCAGAUAGCUCCAGGCUCCAGGACAGUCCUUGGUAUAGGACCAGGACCAGCUGAUUUAGUAGAUAAAGUUUCUGGUCAGCUAAAGCUCUUUUAAACUGGGGACCAUAGAAAUCUAACACACUGGUGUCUGUCAGUCCUGAAGGGAUAAAGCCCAAGCUUGGGGAUUUGUCUAUGAAUAAAAUAAUGAUUUUUUAAAGAGACUUCUCAAUUGCAAAUCAUGAGUUUCUAGUUUUUGUAUUGUGUUCUAAAGUGGAAAGAAAAU
This is a messenger RNA of Pogoniulus pusillus (Red-fronted tinkerbird), 933 nucleotides long. It is a transcript of the gene PTRH2, whose product is annotated as peptidyl-tRNA hydrolase 2. The transcript is spliced from 2 exons. Bases 247 to 765 code for a protein of 172 amino acids. Lineage: Eukaryota; Metazoa; Chordata; Aves; Piciformes; Lybiidae. Gene Ontology annotation, cellular component: cytosol; mitochondrion. Gene Ontology annotation, biological process: positive regulation of anoikis; negative regulation of anoikis. The record is from RefSeq and is a predicted model, not a curated record. Gene Ontology annotation, molecular function: peptidyl-tRNA hydrolase activity.